AUGCCCGACACACCCGCCACCCGCACACUGCGGUCCGCGCGCAACAGCGACGUAAAUACCAUGGAGUCGAGCAAUUCGCCCGCACCGCGCGCCUUGCGCUCCUCGACGCGCAACAGCGACAACAGCACUCCAUCCACCCCCGAAGCGCUCAGCGGCUCCGCUUCUACGCCAGCGACCGCGACCCGUGACAUCCGCUCAUCAAGCCGCAAGAAAGAGGUUGGCGGAGCCGCCGCUCGUGAGGCGGAGCAGCUCAACACGCCAGCUACCAGUGAUAUCAACGCCGUCCCGGUCAGCUCCAAGACUGGCCGCCAAUCGCCGACUAGCAGUACCAAUAUGACCCCCGCCGCUUCUUCUAGCCGGCGCACGUCGAGUCGCCUGUCUGUUGUGCAAUCUGCGGCGGCAGAGCCUGACACACCCACCACUGAUGACAAUGCAGGCAAGACCAGCAAGGCUACGCCGACUAACACUAUCGCUAAGCCAUCACCACCGCUGCGUAUCUCGAGCCGCAUUGCCGGUUUUCCCCCGGAUACCAACUCCCCACUCACUCCCGUUGUCAAAGGCUCGGAAAAGAAGGACAAGAUUGCCACGCCGUCCACUGACACCCAGACCACGCCCGUCAGACUUGACAGCCACCUGCGCAACUCGAAUCGCAUCGCCAGUCUAGCUACGGAGACCAGCAACAAAUCCGCCGCGUAUGUCACCGAGAAAUCCACACCUGCUGCGAGCAGCGCGGGUGAGAAGAAGGGCAAAGUCGAUACGCCAUCCAGCGAUACCCCAGUCACGCCUAUUGGCUCCAGCAGAAGCAACCUGCGUGCUUCGAGCCGCAUCAAGGAGCUCACUUCCUCCACGGCUGCAGCGGCGUCUAGCAAAAAGAGUGUCGAAACACCUACCGCGGCCAAGUCAACACCGAGCAUGACUGCCCCAGGGAAGAAGACAGGUGAGAGCAGCAGUUCCAAGAACGCAUCCAACAACAGCAAGAAACCCAUCCACACAGCGGUAACGACGACGACGAAGACGCCGGCGGAGGCCAGCAUCAACAAGAAAAGCGACAACACUAACCAGAAACCCGCAGCAGCACCGAGCAGAUCGUCCGACCGCCUCGCCUCUUCCCUCAGCUCCACCUCCACCUCCUCCCCCUUCCUCCUCCACCCGACCACCACCACCACCUCCGCCCCCGGCGUCAACACCACCACCACCACUCGCCCCCGAUCAACCCCCACCCCCCACGCACCCCCCUCCUGGCCCGCCCCGGCCUUCCGCCACAACGACCUCCACAAAUGGCUCAUCGUCGGCGACCAAGCAGAUGACUUUGCCGCUGCUGCCGCUGCUGCCGCUAAUGCCGCCGCCGCCGGAAGAUCAGCGGGAGUGGGAGGAGUGGCGUCGUUGAAUCCGGUCCCGCGCAGUGAGACGUUCUUGCACGCGUUCGGGCGGACGCAGGUGAGGAGGGCGGCGAGGAGCCUGAGGAGGAUGUGUGAGGCGGCGGUGGAGAGGAGGGGGAGGUGGGCGGGGGAGUUGGGGGGGUUGGAGGGGGGGUUGGAGUUGGGGGGUUUGGAUCGAGGGGAGGUGGAGGUGGGAGAGGCUGGUGGGGAAGGUGCGGAGGGAGAGUCUGGUGGGGAGGCGGAUGGGGAUGGGGAUGUGGUGAUGGCUGGUACUGAUGCUGGUGAUGACGGCCCGGAUGCGGCGGCUGGAGAGGGAGGCGUUGAUGGAAGUGUCGCUGCGCAUUCUGGGGCGGCGGGAGAUGGUGGCGGCAGCAGCAUCAUCGUGGGUGGUGCGCGCGAUAUCAGGGCUUCGAUUCAUGGCGUCACAUACAGUUUCAAACACUCCUCCCAGCUCAAGGCUGCCCGCACCGCCUACUUCGCCGCCAGAGCCGUUCCCGGCACCACGAACGAACAAGCGCACGCCGCCGCCGCGGAGGCUGCCGGCGCGGCCCUGGCGCGAACCGCUGUCGGCGUCAAGGUGCGUGCCGAGGGUAGAACGGACGUAAUCAGACUGGGUCCGUCUUCUUCUUCUUCGCAGUCGGUGUCGGGUAUUACAGCGUCCGGUCCUGCGGCCGCAGAGAGUCCUUCGUCAGCCACUGAUGUCGGACGCGAUAACGGCAACGCGGUGCGCCUCAACGACGGCAGCAACAACAACGACACGAGCCUACCCGCCCAUGGCAGUGGAGCAGCAGACGACCCGGCGUCUCCGCCGCCCCCGCUCCCGUCGUCGCUCGCGGGGAUGAAGCGACAGCACCGGAUGCGGCCGAUCGCGCGCAUGACCGUGCAGCAGCUGCGCAACGAGAUUAUGCGGAAGUGCGCGUUGAGGGAGCGGCUGCUCGCGGAUGGGGAUAGGCUGCGGGCGUUGUGUGUGGAGGGGAGGAGGACCAGGGAUGAGAGGAUGGAUGGAGAGGAGGCCGGGGAGGGGGGUGUGGAGGAGAGGCUGGGAGAGGAUGGAAAUGGUCCUGAGGAGGUGGAGAUGAGCGGCGAUGGGGCAGUCAGGGAGGAGGGCAGCGUGGAUAGGGAGUUGUUGGCGUUGGCGGAUGGUGUGGUUGAUGGGGAGGGUGAGGGCCGUGGUCAAGAUGGUGGCGAUGAGGAUAGGAUGGAUGUUGACUAA
Diplodia corticola is the source of this 2592-nucleotide messenger RNA. RefSeq names its product lpxtg-domain-containing protein cell wall anchor domain. The transcript has 2 exons. The coding region runs from base 1 to 2592 and encodes 863 amino acids. NCBI's taxonomy places the organism in Eukaryota, Fungi, Ascomycota, Dothideomycetes, Botryosphaeriales, Botryosphaeriaceae. The record is from RefSeq and is a predicted model, not a curated record.